AAAUUAUUAUUAAGAACAGAAUCAGAAGCGGCGGCCGCGACAAACCAUGCGCCGUUAACGAUCAAAGUUGAUUGUAUUGGUUGUUGUUAUUAAACAUCGGUUGUUUUUCGGAGAAGGAAACAGAGAAAUGGUGUGGUUCAAGCUGAUGGUGUGUCUUGUAUUUGCGGCAAGCACAGUUUAUCCAGCUACAUUAGAGACUCGCGACUUCUUGGGGAAUACCACCACGAACGCAGGUCGAUUCCGAAGACAGGGCCUCAGUUGCGGGAAUGGAAAUAACCAGUGCGGAUCUGGCGAAUGCAUCAGCGAGGAUUCCCUGUGCGACGGAAAGGUCGAUUGCAGAGAUGGAUCAGAUGAGACUUCGGCCUGCGCGACGAUACCGUGUCAAUCGUUCCUGUUCCGAUGCGCGUACGGUGCUUGCAUAAAUUCCGACUUCGAGUGCAACGGCAAAGAGGACUGCAGGGACGGCUCCGAUGAGAACACGGCCCGCUGCAAGCGAGAGGGUAAACCAUCGUCGACCGGUGGAAAAUGCUCUUCGGAUCAGUUCCAAUGCAAGUCGGGUCAAUGCAUCGACGAUUUGGACCAGUGCGACGGGACCGAGAACUGCUCGGACGGAUCCGACGAAACGCAGGAGACGUGCGGCAAUCUGAGAUGUCAGCCGUUCACUUUCCGGUGCGAUUACGGGGCGUGCAUCAACGAGAAUCUCCGAUGCAACGGCAAGAAGAACUGUCGCGACAAUUCGGACGAGAUCGGAUGUGAGUCGGGUGGUGGUAGCCAACAGACGCCCAGACCGACGCAGAAACCAACCAGCAAACCCACGCCCACUCCGACGCCUCCACCAUCAUCAGUCGGCUAUCCCGGGGGAUGCGUGCUGCCCCAGAACCCGGAUAACGGUAGAUGGUCGUUCCCGGUUGGUCUGUCCCCAUUGCCUAUUGGUACACCGGUUACGGCGAACACCAUCAUCAUCUUCAGCUGCGACAAGAAUUACAAGCUGAUGCCGGAGAACGGAGGCUUCUCGAUCUGCUUGAACACCGCCUGGACGAGCAUUCCGACAUGCAAGAGUACUUGCUCUUCGAUCACACCGAACGAUGCGAUGACCGUCGAAUGCAGACUGGACGGAAGCAAAACGUCCUGCGACAAUCCGUACGAGGGCACCAAAGCAGAGAUCAAGUGUCGUCCGCUGUACGAGGACUCCCGUCUCCUGGAGAAUCCGUAUCGCUUCUGUAUCCAAGGCACCUGGGACUACUCCAUUACCGGUGUCAAUUGUCAACCAGUGUGCGGUUUGAAGUCUGUAGAGGCGACCCAAUUAGUGAUAGGUGGCAAGAACGCGACCAAAGGGGAUUACCCCUGGCACGUCGGCAUUUUCAGAACGUUCGACAAGGAGAACGUCUGUGGCGGAUCGUUGGUUUCGAUGAAGGUCGUGGUGACCGCCGCCCAUUGCUUCGACGUGGUCAACGAGGAUAUGUACACGGUGUCCGCAGGGAAGUAUUACAGGAGCUACAAGGACCCCAACGACGUCGACGCACAAUUCUCUGACAUUCAAAAACUGCUCGUUCAUUCGGAUUACAACGGAGGGCAGCCGUUUCUCGCCUUCGACAUUGCGUACAUCAUCCUCAAGACACCGUUCAAGCUCAACAAAUUCGUUCUUCCGGUGUGUAUCGACAGGCAGAACACGGAUGACCUCUCGCUGACCGGACAGACGGGGCUGGUGAUCGGCUGGGGUUACACGGAGGCCUCGAGCGAACCAUCGAACGUCCUCAAGGAACUGGAGAUCAAGUACAAAUCGAAGCAACAGUGCAAACUUCCCACCGAUUUUUACACCUAUUAUCUACCUUACGCCUUGGACAAACUCUGCGCCGGUCAAGACACAAGCUCAGGUCAGAGCGCGUGUCAAGGUGACAGCGGCGGUGGGCUGAUCUUCCGUGGAAGGGAGGAGCGAUUCUUUCUGAGAGGCGUGGUCAGCGUUGCUCCCAAGAAGUACGGAGGAUGUGACUACACCCAGAACACCCUCUUCACGUCGCUGCGAUUCCACAAGGACAAUCUUCUUCAUACCCUCGCCCAGUACCGAGUCUGAGAAGAAACUAACUCAACUUGCUCAACGACUCCAAUUGCAACUACAACAGAUAAAGGCUGAAAAUGAAACAAUAAUAAUAAUAAUACAAAU
This is a messenger RNA of Nicrophorus vespilloides, 2161 nucleotides long. Its product is annotated as calcium-dependent serine proteinase-like. Bases 128 to 2071 code for a protein of 647 amino acids. Gene Ontology annotation, molecular function: protein binding; serine-type endopeptidase activity. Lineage: Eukaryota; Metazoa; Arthropoda; Insecta; Coleoptera; Silphidae. Gene Ontology annotation, biological process: acrosome reaction; proteolysis. The record is from RefSeq and is a predicted model, not a curated record. The transcript is spliced from 12 exons.